Messenger RNA from Auxenochlorella protothecoides, 1020 nucleotides. Its product is annotated as Mitotic checkpoint protein BUB3. The record is from RefSeq and is a predicted model, not a curated record. Gene Ontology annotation, biological process: mitotic spindle assembly checkpoint signaling. Gene Ontology annotation, cellular component: bub1-bub3 complex; mitotic checkpoint complex; kinetochore. Gene Ontology annotation, molecular function: ubiquitin binding. The transcript has 8 exons. Lineage: Eukaryota; Viridiplantae; Chlorophyta; Trebouxiophyceae; Chlorellales; Chlorellaceae. Bases 1 to 1020 code for a protein of 339 amino acids.
AUGCGGCAGCCCUUGGAUGCUGCCGGGGACGGCAACACCGUGGAGGAACGUGGUGACGGCAUCACCUCCCUCAACUUUGUGGACUCCGGCAACCUCCUGCUCGCCUCCUCCUGGGAUUCUACCCUGCGGCUCUAUGCCGCGGACCAAGGCGAGCUCCGAGGCACACAUGAGCGCGGCGCCCCCAUCCUUGACGCCUGUCCAGCCUCGGAGUCUGUGUCUUACAGUGCAGGCCUGGACGGCCGGAUCCUGCGACAUGACUGGGAGAGCCAGGCUCAGACGCUGCUGGGCUCGCACAGCGAACCCGUGCGGUGCCUGACCUGGCUGCCCGACCUCCAGCUGCUGGCCUCGGCCGGCUGGGACUCCAGGCUGAAGAUCUGGGACCCCCGAAUCCCCGGGUCAGAUGACCCUGUCGCCGAGAUGCAGCUGCCUGACAAGGCCUUCAGCAUGACUGCGGGCCGGGAGAGGCUGGUGGUGGCGACCGCUGGGCGACACAUCCACGUGUUUGACCUCACCAAGCUCACCAACGGCGUGGAGCCAGAGCAGGCCCGGGAGUCCUCGCUCAAGCACCAGACGCGGUGCGUGCGCAUGUACCCCGACGGGUCUGGCUUCGCCACCGCCUCGAUAGAGGGCCGGGUGGCCAUGGAGUACUUCGACCUGGGCGACGCGCAGGCCAAGCGGUAUGCCUUCAAGUGUCACCGUGCCAGCGAAGGGGGCCGGGACGUGGUGUUCCCGGUCAACACCCUGGCCUUCCACCAGACACACGGCACCUUUGCCACGGGGGGGUGCGACGGUGUGGUGAGCAUCUGGGACGGCGAGCACAAGAAGCGGCUGGCCCAGUUCACGGGGUACCCGACCUCCAUCGCCGCCCUGGCGUUCAACCUCGCCGGCAACCUCCUGGCCGUGGCCUCCAGUUACACCUUUGAGAAGGGUGACAUUGAACACCCGGCAGAUUCCAUAUACAUCCGUCCGGUGGAGGAUGCAGAGGUGCUGCCGCGCGUCAAAGUGAAUGCUGGGCCCUGA